Messenger RNA from Cryptomeria japonica (Japanese cedar), 690 nucleotides. RefSeq lists its product as uncharacterized. The record is from RefSeq and is a predicted model, not a curated record. Bases 178 to 462 code for a protein of 94 amino acids. Lineage: Eukaryota; Viridiplantae; Streptophyta; Pinopsida; Cupressales; Cupressaceae. The transcript is spliced from 2 exons.
UUGCCUCUCCUGCGUUUCUACUUACCUUUUCAGAGAUUUCGUUUAAAAUUAAUCCAAUAAUCUAAUAAACCUUUUUCAGCCAGCAGUUUGAAAUUUACAUAGGUUUUCGACUCUUCUCAGAUAUUUUAUCUCAAGACGGCCAAAAAAUCAGAAGAAAGAAGAAUAGAGGAGGAGGAGAUGGGUUUGCUAUUCUGGAGAAAAAAUAAAAACCCAACAGAAGAGAAACCAAAAACGGGAGAAGAUCAUAAGGAUACUGAAUCUUCAUCUUUAUACAAUGGUGCUGCAAUGGAAGUCCCAAGGCCUCAAGACGCAGCGGUAUUUGAAUUUGGAACAAUUUCAGCAUCCUCAGAGAAGGUAACGCUAGCUGGGUAUUGUCCUGUCUCCGAUGAUAUAGAGCCCUGUAGGUGGCAAAUCCUUUCUACAGGGGAUCCCAAGGCCCCAAAGUUUCGGGUUGUUUUCUAAGACUUUGAGUUGUUAGAUUCUUUUCUGUCUAUGUCAAACGAAUGAUGUUAGUCACACUGUAAUGGUUUAGUGGACUUCUGUAAUGCUUUUAUGGGUAGUUUUUCAUUUUUAUAAUGAACUUUUAGGAUAGUUUUGUAAUGAAAUUAAGCUUUUUUGUUCCUUUACAGUAGAACACUGAGCAAGGAUCCUAAAUUAACGAAAAUCUAAUUAAUAGUGGAGUUGAACGUA